This is a messenger RNA of Ricinus communis (castor bean), 2432 nucleotides long. RefSeq lists its product as uncharacterized. The record is from RefSeq and is a predicted model, not a curated record. The transcript has a single exon. Lineage: Eukaryota; Viridiplantae; Streptophyta; Magnoliopsida; Malpighiales; Euphorbiaceae. Bases 1702 to 1911 code for a protein of 69 amino acids.
AUUGCUUCUUGUCUUGUCUUAUUGCAUUGUUCAGCUUCUUUAGAAGCGCAAUUAAACAACUGUAUCCUUGAUCAUUAAGGAAGAAGAAGCAUACUUCUCUUUUCUCCUGUUUUUGGGGUUUUAGUCUUUCUCUUUAUGGUCAAAAAGACCUGAAACUAGAGUACAGAUAACCCUCAGCAAUAGGGGAUUUUAAUGGGCUCAGCUCAAGUAAUUACAUGGCUCAAAAAUCAUAGGAGCUUUUGCUUAAGGUUUUUUCUUCUUCUUUUUUUGUUUUCUGGUUCAGCCCACUUGACUAUUUGUUUUUUAUGGAUGAAACUAUAGAUCUGUGUAUUCAGACUGAGCUCGAGCCUAGAUCACCAAUUCGAUCAGACUUGAACCAAAUUUCAGUAGUCUCGUGAACAUUCAUUUCUCUGUAUUUUUUAGUAUCAUGCAGAAAAGAAUGAUCGUGGGUAAAUUCAAUUAACAGAUAAAUAUGGUGCUAAACAUUACGUCUUACUAUUUAACUACAAGCUAUUAAGUAUUGACCGGAUUUAAACGAACUAUAAUUUAAGAUCAUUCAUUAUAAUUACAUGUUCAUGCGAGAUAUUUGCUGCUAGAACUUUGGAGAAAAAUAUAUAUGGUGAUUGAGAAUUACAUUUUAUAUUAUCAUCUUUGAUGAACACAAAUACAUGACUCAGCUCACUCAUUUAGUUCAAGAGGACCAAUUCUCAUAGUAAUGCAUAAAUUAGUUCUUAAAAUAUUAAUGUUGGAUGAUAAGGUUAAUCAAGGAUAUAGAUUUGGGCAUAAAACAGAAACAUUGAGUACUGAAGGAAAUUUAAGUAACAGAACCUGAUGUCACAUUGUUAUUUGGGAUAGUAAAAGGAAGCUCUUUUUCUCUAGACAAGGGACUCGGUUUGACUGUCUGCACUUUGGUCGCAUUUCCUUGGAGGCUUUGGUUGGAGUGCCUUUUCUUUUUCUAAGAACAGAAAAGCAAAGAAAACACCUAUUCAUAUCUGAAAAAUAACCUUCCAUUUUCUGCUCCUAUUCGUUUUUGUUUUGCCUGUUCCUAUAUAUAUAUAUAUAUAUAUAGGACACGCACCCACCUUCGUUAUUUGCUCAAACAAGAAGCAACAAAGAGAGACUUAAAAGAAACAAAUGGCCCACGUUGAUAACUUGUUCCAGAGUGGUGCCCUGUAUAUGUAUGCCACCUAUAGCUUAUGUACCACAUGCAGAAUUCUUAUCUCGAUAAAACUAAUUAAGAAGGCCAUACGAGUUUAUGACAUCAACUUCACAGUAAAUGAGAUGGCAGAUGCCAGAUGCAUGAGGGAUUAAAGGAAAGAAAUGCAAACAAACGUUUUGAACUUACCUGAACAUGCGAUUAGAACUGCAAAAAUCUACUGUAUUUUAUUUAGUCAGUAGAAAACAGCCGUCCACUAAAAAAAAUUAAAAAAAGAUUUGGAAAUAGCGUGUUAGAAUAUACGCCGUCCGCUGUAGGAAUUUAGCUAUCAGACUACCGUUGAUACCGAUGCCCUCUUCCUUGCAUAUUUGCUUUGAUCUUUAACCUAUUCUUUGUCCUUAAUUAGAUUUUUUCAACUCGUCAUCUUGUCCUUCUCCGACCAUAAGUAUGGAGCUCCGCAUUUAUUUUCAAAGUCCGGUUCGUGUCUGGUGCUGUGUGCAAGUAAGAGAAGAAAGGUGUAAGGAAGUUGGCAAGAAGAGCAGCGAAUGGCGGAUUGGGGUCCAGUGGUUAUAGCUGUAGUUCUUUUUGUGGUGCUGUCGCCAGGGGUGUUGUUUCAGCUACCAGGAAAUAGCAGAGUGGUUGAGUUCGCCAAUCUGCAAACUAGUGGAGUUUCUGUGUUUGUCCAUACCAUCAUAUUUUUUGGCCUCAUCACCAUUUUUCUUAUUGCCAUUGGUGUACACAUCACUACAGGAUGACUGAUGAUAUUCGGCCCGCUGUUUGUUUGUCAUGAUUCCUCUACUUAAUUAUUUGAUCAGCUAGUCGUGUUUUUUUUCGGGUAGGUUUUUGUUUUCUGGAUGUUGGUUAAUUUAGCUGCACGUAUUCACUUUCUGCUCUUCAAUUUGCAUUGAUUGUAUUAUUUAGCCGCAUCACAUUAAUUACUAGCAAGAUUGCAGUGUACUGCUGAGUGGCUAAAGUUGACGAUCAGUAAUUUCUAUCUGGUUUAUUGAUGUUCAGGAAGCAUCUGAGUUGUUGGCUUGCUUUAUUUAGAAGUGUUAGACUCACUUAAAGAAGGCAAGCAAUUUCUUUUGUCCAAAUCCAACAUAUCAAUAAGAACCAAAACCUGACUACGAAUUUUAUUAAUAGUAUCCAAGUGAAAGAGAAUCAUGAGAACCAAAAACUGAAGAUAAAUUAUAUUUACUACUACUAGUAUCCAAGUGCAAGAGAUUCAUAAUUGAACCAACGAAAAGCCUUGAGAAGUUCGUAUAAAUUCAAACAG